Molecule: messenger RNA, 2437 nt
Organism: Pogonomyrmex barbatus (red harvester ant)
Lineage: Eukaryota; Metazoa; Arthropoda; Insecta; Hymenoptera; Formicidae
Product: farnesyl pyrophosphate synthase-like
Biological process (GO): trans, trans-farnesyl diphosphate biosynthetic process
Cellular component (GO): cytoplasm
Molecular function (GO): (2E,6E)-farnesyl diphosphate synthase activity; dimethylallyltranstransferase activity
Source: RefSeq, a predicted model, not a curated record
UUAUCAACCAUUAACAUAAAUUUGUAAUCAUUUGCAUAGAUAACAUAUAAAAUUCAUAUUUUUUUAUUAUACAACUGCUUCAUAAAUAAGUAUGCAUACUUGUAAUGCUAUAUGUUAUACCAUAAUGCUGCAAAAUUACAAUUUUUUUAUAUUAUUUCUAUGGAUGAUAAUUACACUAAUAAAAUACAGAUGAUAACUGUAAGAUGCAGUUUUAGAUGAAAUUAAAUAUCAAAUUAUAAAUAUGCAUAUAUAUCUAAGAAACAUCAGAAUAAUAAUAGAUCAUAAAACUAAUCUAUAUUAUAGGCUAAUUAUUUAAAUUUUAAUAGCCAUGCGAAUUCCUAUGAUGAGAUUGUCGAUUUUUUAAUAAUCUUUUCGAUGAUAUUAAAAAGAAAUAGUAAAGUCGCAAUAAAAGCAAAACAGCAAUGUUAUAAUUCGGCAUUCCCUCAACCUUCAGAAUGAGAUCUUACUUCAGGUUGAGAACCGCUGGUUUUAUUUAUAUUAAGAUUACGGACACGUCCGAAGCGCGCGAUCGAACUUGACCGAAGUGCCGACCAAGAUUCCCCUCUUCUCCCCUUAUCACUAAUCGUAAAUGACGACUUUCACGUAGAGACGUGCCAACCAUAUGAUUCUUUGGUCCAUGGUAUAAUCAGCAAUGUAUAUAACAGUUCCGGCGCGCCAGGGCAGGCCGUAUAAAGUCGAGCAGCCUGGCCUCCAGCGUGUAGAGUAAAACAGUGACGCGACCACACGACACCUGAGGUGUCGAAGUUCGAAUCGACGACCGUUCUCCUCUUCUAAUCGGACAGCUCGGCUGUCGUCGCUACGUCAAUUCACCCGUUAUCUUUUCCGUUUCUUUCCUUCGUUCCCUCUGUCCCUCUGUCCCUCAUUCUCUGUUAUCAUUUCUGCCUUUUUUCCUCUCCCCCUCCGGUCAAAACGACCGACCGGCUACUACGGAGUGCCAGAUUCCGCGCGUCCUCGUCGAGCGCGUUUCCUCGUGAUCUCUCGUGGUUCCCGUGAAUCUCGAGCCGGGAGGCGGUGUUUCCCUCGUCGCUCGCUCGCACGCGCGCGCGCAUGUGAAUAGCCUCCCGCGGGUUACGCGAGUGUGCUCCAGCGGGAACCCGGGCAUGUCCGCCACGCGAAACCGGUUCCUGUCGACGCUCGGCGCCGCGCGACGUCUCGCCGUCGCCGGCGCCGUCGGCGCCGACCGCGCGCACGUUGCAGGCAUGGGCGCUCGGCGCCGCGCGUGCUCGCCCGCAUACCGCGGGAAUGCGGCGUGCUGGAGAUUAUUGGACCAUAAUGUACGAAUGACUCAUUCCGUAACACAACCAUGGGUAACAACCAAGGAUGAAAGUCGAGAGAUGAUGGCUCUAUGGCCGGACGUUGUUCGCGAUCUCACAGAUGGGCCUAAAAAUUUAGGCAUUCCCGACGUUCAUAAAUGGAUGGCAAAAGUAUUACAGUACAACGUACCAGGAGGAAAAAAAACUCGAGGUUUAACCGUAGUUUAUGCCUACAGGUUACUAGCAUCGAAUAAUCAACUUACAGAGGAUAAUAUUCGUCUGGCGCGGAUUUUAGGAUGGUGCGUGGAAGUGUUGCAAGCUUCUCUACUCCUUCUUGAUGAUAUACAAGACCGAUCGUUAUUACGUAGAGGCCAGCCAUGUUGGUAUCGAUACAACGAUUUGGGUAUAGCGGCAAUGAACGAUGGUUUAAUGUUAGAAAAUUCUUUGUAUUAUCUAAUUCGAAAGCACUUCAAAGGAAAAGAAUGCUAUGUUGACCUACUAGAAACAUUCCAAGAUAUAAUGUGGAAGACAAUAAUGGGUCAAUGUUCAGAUUUAAUUUCUACCAAUUUUGGCAAAAAGCCCAAUCUGGAUUUAUUUACGAUGGAUCGAUACAAUUCUAUUGUCGAAUACAAAACGUCACAUUAUUCAUUUAUCUUACCAGUGAUCACGGCAAUGUAUUUUGCUGGAAUAAAGGAUCCAGAGAUGUUCAGGCAAGCAAAAACCAUCUUGUUAGAAAUGGGACACUUGUUCCAAGUCCAAGAUGAUUAUUUAGCUAUCUUUGGAGAUAUCGAUACUUUUGGUAAAGAUAGUACUGACAUAGAAGAAGGAAAAUGUACGUGGCUGGUUGUGGUAGCUCUUCAACGGGCUACUCCAGAACAACGUAAAAUUUUGGAAGAAUGUUAUGGCUCUUCGGAUCCAGAAAAAGUGAGACGUGUGAAGCAGCUCUUCAUCGAUUUGGGAUUGCCAAAUACCUAUUCUAUAUACGAAGAAGAAACAUAUAAUUUACUAAAUGUACAUAUACAACAGAUAUCACGCGGGCUUCCACACAGUCUUUUCUUGGAUUUAUUAGGAAAGCUUUAUCGCAGAGUUGUUUAAAGUACCGUGUAUAUAACAGAAAUAGUCUAAUGCAUUAAUCCUUAAUAAAUUUGAACUUUAAAAAGAAA